CCUGCAGACAGCUGAGCUGAGCUGCUGUGAUGGUGCACUAAGGUUACUCUGAGGAAUCAAAAAACCAUCAGAUGUUUCCCUUGAAACGCCUGAAGACUAUGGGCUUGAUGCCUUUGGGGAGAUUUGUCACCACUUACAGUAGUGACUAUAAACCCCUUAGUGAGCGCCACCCACAGGUCAACCAGCUGAAGCCCAGACCUGAAACUAAAGUGGCUCCUCCAUAUGUCAACCCACCUCAGACUGGAUUUCAUGACUACUUUUACAAAACAACUAACAGCAACUAUGGCUCAGGUGGCUGUUCACAGCCUCUCCCUUGCUCCCUCUUCCCUGCCUCUUUGCCUCCAUUUGGCAUCCUCGCUCGUUCCGUUUCCGAGGCAUCUGGGGUUGUUGGCUCCGCCCUGACAGAGGCCAGGACACAGGAAGUGGGAGUUGCCAGGGACACCGGGCCUGUACUUGGCAAGGAGGAGAGAGGUCAGCUGCGCUAUGUUUGUGGUAGAAAGGCUAAUGAAUUGGAGCAGCAAGAGGCAAAAGAUGAGGCGCUGCAGAAGACUGAUGUUCUCUAUGAGGAAGGUGUGAUUGUGUUGUCAUCUCAUGUCAGUGCGGCCUGCUGUGAAGAUCUCCUUGGAUAUGUCUGCAGAGAAGCCGGGCUGCAGCACCUGCUACACCUUCCUGUGGCCUCCAGUCCAAUUAUCACAAUCGAAGAAGCUGAAAAAUGGGAUAACAGCACCUGCUUGAGGGGCUUGAGACAUGCUGUUGGACUGAAUAGCAGCCCCUUCCUCCAGCCUACUUCCAGGCAGUGCAGCUGCUAUGCAUUGGAAACUGAAUGCCCUAAUAGUUGUUACUUUAAGAUGCAAACCUUCCCUCCUGCCACCCCUCGUGGCAGCACAAUACCUCUGGCCCAUGUGCAGCCAACGGUCUACAGCACAGAGCCCAGAAGGACGCCACAGUUGACAGAGUACCAGGCCAGGUACACUGUUGAGUGGGCCCAACCUAAGAUCCAGCAGACUGACUUUCACCAUGAUCGUCCUGCUCGUCACCAGAAACUUUAUCUUUCACUCUGAAUCUCAACUUUUGUUUCAAAACACAGCAGAUUAAAAAAAAAACAUUGUUUGUGUUUCUAGCGCUACACAUGAUGAA
Micropterus salmoides (largemouth bass) is the source of this 1137-nucleotide messenger RNA. RefSeq lists its product as uncharacterized. Bases 72 to 1061 code for a protein of 329 amino acids. The record is from RefSeq and is a predicted model, not a curated record. Lineage: Eukaryota; Metazoa; Chordata; Actinopteri; Centrarchiformes; Centrarchidae. The transcript is spliced from 9 exons.